GCAAGGCUAGUCCACUCUGCUUGUUCAGCUGAAGAACACUCUGCUUCCAGGACUACUGGCACUUUUCUGCUAGACCACUAUGUCUUCAAACAUGGUAACAAUUCCAACCACAAUCGCUUAUGAAUAUUAUGAUUACGCAAAUGAUUCAGAACAAUGUGACGAAUCUGAUUGGGACUUGUCCUACUCCCUUUUACCUGUUUUUUAUAUGCUGGUGUUUGUUUUGGGACUGUCUGGAAAUGGAGUGGUCAUAUUCACAGUGUGGAGAGCCAAACCCAAAAGGAGAUCUGCAGAUACCUACAUAGGAAAUCUUGCCCUGGCUGACCUGGCAUUUGUGGUGACCCUGCCUUUGUGGGCCACAUACACUGCCCUAGGAUUCCACUGGCCUUUUGGCUCUGCUCUCUGCAAGAUCAGCAGCUACCUGGUACUGCUAAAUAUGUUUGCCAGUGUCUUCUGCCUCAGCUGCCUCAGUUUUGACCGGUACCUGGCUAUUGUUCACUCACUAUCAAGUGCCAGACUGCGCUCUCGCUCCUCUAUGAUGAUAUCACUGGCUGUCAUCUGGCUCCUCUCAGGACUCCUUGCACUGCCAAGCUUGAUUCUGCGUGAUACACGUGUGCAAGACAACUACACCCUCUGCGACCUCGAUUUCAGCGGUGUGUCCAGCAAGGAGAAUGAGGAUUUUUGGAUUGGAGGGCUCAGCAUCCUUACCACAGUUCCAGGCUUCCUGCUUCCUCUGCUACUCAUGACCAUCUUCUACUGCUUCAUUGGAGGUAAAGUGACCAUGCAUUUUCAGAAUCUAAAGAAGGAGGAACAGAAGAAGAAGCGCCUUCUAAAAAUCAUCAUUACCCUGGUUGUGGUAUUUGCCAUCUGUUGGUUGCCGUUUCAUGUUCUCAAAACCAUCCAUUUUUUAGACCUAAUGGGCUACCUGAAACUCUCCUGCUCAAUGCAGAACACAGUUGUCAGCCUGCACCCGUAUGCUACUUGCCUGGCAUACAUCAACAGCUGCCUCAAUCCUUUCCUCUAUGCUUUCUUUGACCUCAGAUUUCGCUCACAAUGUUUUUUUUUUUUUGGACUUCAAAAAACUGUCCACGGACAAAUCAGCAACACCUCCUCAAGCCUAAGUGCCCAAACCCAAAAAUCUGAACUUCAUUCUCUCGCAACUAAAGUUUAAAUGGGAAGG
Spea bombifrons (plains spadefoot toad) is the source of this 1177-nucleotide messenger RNA. Its product is annotated as apelin receptor. Gene Ontology annotation, biological process: G protein-coupled receptor signaling pathway. NCBI's taxonomy places the organism in Eukaryota, Metazoa, Chordata, Amphibia, Anura, Pelobatidae. The record is from RefSeq and is a predicted model, not a curated record. Gene Ontology annotation, cellular component: membrane. Bases 80 to 1168 code for a protein of 362 amino acids. The transcript has a single exon. Gene Ontology annotation, molecular function: G protein-coupled receptor activity.